GCUGUGUACUCCUGCCUUUUCCUGAUAUGUCCGACAGCUCUUGAAGGCAGCAGCAGAUUCAUUGUGGCCCUGCAGAGCAAAGCGCCAUCACACGCAGCGGCCACGACGAGCAGCGGGCAGGGCGACACCAGGUCACCACGGCGGCUCCACCACGCUCUUCAUUACCGACACAUCCCUCCAUCAUAAAGGUUAUGGAUUACUCUGCUGCGGAUUAUUAGAAGCGUUUCAAACUGGGCCUCUGUUUCGGCGGCACGCAAAGCAAUGUGGAGGAAAUAAAAAUCCUGAAACGCUGAAAACCAGAGAUUAUAGAUAAUGGGCUGUGUGCAAUGCAAGGAUAAGGAAGCAACUAAACUCACAGACGACCGAGACACCAGCAUCUCCCAGGGAGCCGGCUACCGAUAUGGGGCCGACCCCACGCCACAGCACUACCCCAGCUUCGGGGUCACCGCCAUCCCCAACUACAACAACUUCCACGCCCCCGUUGGACAGGGGAUGGCGGUCUUCGGGGGGGUCAGCACGUCCUCUCACACUGGAACCCUGAGGACUCGUGGUGGGACGGGAGUCACCCUCUUUGUGGCACUUUAUGACUACGAGGCGCGGACAGAAGACGACCUCAGCUUCCGGAAAGGAGAAAGGUUCCAGAUUAUCAACAGCACUGAAGGGGACUGGUGGGAUGCUCGCUCGCUCACCACUGGUGGCAGUGGCUACAUUCCCAGUAAUUACGUGGCUCCAGUGGACUCCAUCCAGGCUGAGGACUGGUACUUUGGUAAAUUGGGCCGUAAGGAUGCCGAGAGGCAGCUGCUGUCCACCGGCAACCCUCGCGGAACCUAUCUCAUCCGGGAGAGUGAAACCACAAAGGGUGCCUUCUCCUUGUCCAUACGGGACUGGGACGAUGUGAAAGGUGACCAUGUCAAGCAUUAUAAGAUCCGCAAGCUGGACAGUGGCGGCUACUACAUCACCACCAGGGCUCAGUUUGACACGCUGCAGCAGCUGGUUCAGCACUACUCAGACCGAGCCGCCGGGCUCUGCUGUCGCUUGGUGGUUCCCUGCCACAAAGGGAUGCCCCGCCUCGCCGACCUGUCCGUUAAAACCAAAGACGUGUGGGAGAUCCCGCGGGAGUCGCUGCAGCUCAUCAAGCGUCUUGGGAACGGACAGUUUGGGGAGGUCUGGAUGGGAACGUGGAACGGCACCACUAAGGUGGCGGUGAAGACUCUGAAGCCUGGCACCAUGUCCCCCGAGUCCUUCCUGGAGGAGGCUCAGAUCAUGAAGAAACUCCGCCAUGACAAGCUGGUGCAGCUCUACGCCGUGGUGUCUGAGGAGCCCAUUUACAUUGUCACAGAGUACAUGGGCAAAGGAAGCCUCCUGGACUUCUUGAAGGAUGGAGAAGGACGAGCGUUGAAGUUGCCUAACCUGGUGGACAUGGCAGCACAGGUGGCCGCAGGCAUGGCCUACAUCGAGAGGAUGAACUACAUCCACAGAGACCUGCGCUCCGCCAACAUCCUGGUGGGAGACAACCUGGUGUGCAAGAUCGCUGACUUCGGCCUGGCCAGGCUCAUCGAAGACAACGAGUACACCGCUCGGCAAGGUGCAAAGUUCCCCAUCAAGUGGACCGCCCCCGAGGCUGCGCUGUACGGGAAGUUCACCAUCAAGUCGGACGUGUGGUCGUUUGGCAUCCUGCUGACGGAGCUGGUCACCAAGGGUCGGGUGCCUUACCCGGGCAUGAACAACCGCGAGGUGCUGGAGCAGGUGGAGCGAGGCUACAGGAUGCCGUGCCCCCAGGACUGCCCCAUCUCGACGCACGAGCUCAUGCUGCAGUGCUGGAAGAAGGAUGCCGAGGAGCGGCCCACCUUCGAGUACCUGCAGGCCUUCUUGGAGGACUACUUCACAGCCACGGAGCCUCAGUACCAGCCCGGGGACAACCUCUAGACCCCCUGUCUCGCCCAGGGGAGGGGGGGUUGGCCCGGGGGGCUGGGACAGGACUGGCCCAAUCAGCGCUGUUACAAAAACUCUAGAGCCUUCCCAGUCAGGCCUUUAUUUUAGGGAUCUGUACAGCCGGGCCCCCGCCGGGGUCUGCACCAAGUACAGGAAGUGGAGGAGGUGGAGGAUGGACGGAGGUAACUGGGGUUAGGGUUAAUGCAAUGUAUUCAAUGUAAAUAAGAAAGGCUUGUUUUAGUUUUAUUUGUUUGCUUUUUGAUUUGAUUUUAUUUUCUCCUGCACAAAAUAAUGAUGACCAACAUGACGAAGGCAAAAGAAGAGAAGGACGUUGUACGUGUAUUAUACUGCAGCUCCUCUAUCAUGUUCUAGAAAUUGAAUUGGAAGCCUCCAUAUAUUUUUUUCUAAUUUUCCAUAAUGUGUAAAAAAAAAAAAAGAUGAUUGCUUUUAUUCCUGACUUUUUGGGUUCGUAGUAUUGCGUAUUGCAGAGGCUUCUUCAGACGAGCAUGACGCAGCCCUCCAUUGGCCUUCUGUUCUUCUCUAGCAC
Messenger RNA from Perca flavescens (yellow perch), 2479 nucleotides. It is a transcript of the gene fynb, whose product is annotated as FYN proto-oncogene, Src family tyrosine kinase b. Gene Ontology annotation, molecular function: protein tyrosine kinase activity; ATP binding; protein binding. The transcript has 13 exons. Gene Ontology annotation, biological process: protein phosphorylation. The record is from RefSeq and is a predicted model, not a curated record. NCBI's taxonomy places the organism in Eukaryota, Metazoa, Chordata, Actinopteri, Perciformes, Percidae. Bases 313 to 1926 code for a protein of 537 amino acids.